AUGGCGGCCGCACCGACAGAGAAGAAAAAGGCAAGCGCAAUGCGCUCCAUCCUGGCUGGUGCAAGCGCAGGAGCCGUGGAAAUCUCAAUCACAUACCCUGCUGAGUUCGCGAAAACACGAUCGCAACUCAACCGAAGAUUGCCAGACGGAAAGAAGCUGCCAUGGCCGCCGUUCGGCAAGCAGUGGUACGCUGGAUGCACAACCUUGAUCAUUGGCAACUCGUUGAAGGCUGGCAUAAGAUUUGUCGCAUUCGACAUGUACAAGAACAUGCUGGCGGACGCUGAAGGCAAAGUCUCCGGUCCAGCGACAGUAAUAGCUGGAUUCGGUGCAGGAGCUACAGAGUCUCUGCUGGCUGUCACACCAUUCGAGAGUAUAAAGACACAACUUAUCGACGACCGCAAGUCGGCAAACCCACGCAUGCGAGGCUUCUUACAUGGGUCAAAGAUAAUCGCACAAGAAAAGGGUAUCCGUGGGUUCUUCCAGGGUUUCCUCCCAACCACAGCACGUCAAGCCGCCAACUCAGCUGUUCGUUUUUCGAGUUACACAUCGCUCAAGCAACUAGCCCAGUCAUACGUCAAACCAGGCGAGAAGCUCGGCGCCGUCAGUACAUUCGGACUCGGAGGCCUGGCUGGCAUAAUCACUGUCUACACGACGAUGCCUAUUGACACAGUCAAGACACGCAUGCAAUCAAUAGAGGCACGGAGCGCCUACAAGAACAGCUUCGACUGUGCGGCAAAGAUUUUCAGGGAUGAGGGUCUCUUCACCUUCUGGUCGGGAGCGCUUCCAAGAUUGGGUCGACUGAUCCUCAGUGGUGCUCUUCCCAAAUCCGACAUGGACUCAAACGGCUUCCGCACAGCACUUGAUGCCGCCACUAGCUUCCUAGAUACCCCACUCUUCACGGUGUCUGUCGGUUCUGAGGUGGGAAACACAAAAGACUUCAGCGUCCACGAAGGUCUACUCAAAGACCAUUCUGCAUUCUUCAACAACGCCCUAAAACCCAAUCGUUUCAAAGAGGGCUUUGAGCGCCGAAUAUCCAUGCCAGGGGACGAUUCCAAAGUCUUUGCGCUUUACGUUCAGCUACUCUAUCGUCCUGACCUGUUGUCCACCGAAAUAAAACGAAACAGCGAGCUCUCCGAGCAAGAGUGUAUUCUCUUAGCUGAGCUAUACGUGUUCGUGGGAAAGAUAAUGGACGAGUCCACCAAAAGCAUCUUGUUAGAAGCCUUUAAGAUUGUCUCAUGGGAAGGCCCGUUACCCAUUACGGCAGCACAAAUCAUUUACAGUGGGACACCAGAGCACGACCCUGCUCGUGCCAUAUUUGUACAAUCAUUCUUCCGCUACGGCCAACAACAGUCGCUUGAAAGUAUCCUCGACGCUGGACAUCCCGAUCUCUUUCGCGAUAUUGCUUUCUCCUUGAGUAAGCGCUGCCAUAAGGCACAUGACAAGGUCAAGGUUGGUCGCAAAACCGUUCUUGGAAAGAGAAGCAAUGCCCCAUCUUCACUUUCUAUAGUGAGCCACGCACUACGUCAACACGAUACAGUCAUGCCUCCAGUUGUCUUCAUAUCGACCUUGGAUGAGCUUGCUUCGAUGCUGGCAGCCCUUCAGGACUUACCAAAAUCGCCACCAAACCUGUACAUCGAUCUCGAAGGCAGAAACCUUUGUCGAAACGGUACGAUUGCUCUGAUGACCUUGCACGUACCAUCCAAGGACAAGAUUUACCUCGUCGACAUCCAUACCUUGGGUGCUCGUGCAUUCUCAACGCCUGCCACAGCACCCCUUCCCAAUACUGCUCUCGACACCACAGAAACCGUGGGGGACCCAGCCACGACACUGAAGGCUCUGCUUGAAUCCUCCACUAUACCCAAGGUUUUCUUCGACGUACGUAACGACUCAGACGCCCUCUUCGCCCAUUACGGCAUCAACCUCUCCUGCAUCCACGACCUUCAACUCAUGGAACUCGCAACAACGACGCGUGGCUCUCGUCAAUAUCUCGUCGGUCUCGGUAAGGUCAUUGAAUACAAUACCUCACGCUUGUUCAUUACACCUACUCAAGCGCAGUUCUCAAAAAAGACGAAAGAGGCUGGCCUCAAGCUUUUUGCCCCAGAGCACGGUGGCAAUUACAAAGUCUUCGAGGAAAGGCCGUUGAGCAAGGCGAUCAAGGAUUAUUGUGUGCAGGAUGUGGUUCAUAUGCCUCAAAUUUGGAACUUGUAUAACGCAAAAAUGGAAGAUGGUGGAUUCUGGCAAACUAUGGCUUUGGAGGCUGCAGCGCGUAGGGUGGAAGAGAGUCACCAGAUGGGAUAUCAACCAAAUGGGCCGCGUAAGAGGUUUGGAUGCUGGGAUUCGGCACAGAUUAUAGAAGCACAGCAACGUUGGAACGGUGGACAACGUGCAAAUCUGUGUGGUUGGUGUCUUUCCACCCCACUCUACGGUACACGUUCCAAAGAUGCGUCAAAGGUCUACGAUGUGGUUUCUUACAGCAUGCCUUACGACAAUGACAAUGUCGAAGAGCCACCAUCACAGCUAAGCUUCGGUGUAGCAAUAAUCCUCUACACAGGGCCUCCAGCAUCACCCUUCACAUCUUGGACACUAAUCAGCCAUGUGGAGAAUCAACCCGAUAUAAUCAUUGGGGCAAAUCGUUUGUUGGCGGAUUUGAGGAGGGGGAUGGGUCGAGUUAUUGGUGUUUGUAUGCAGACGGGUAAUUGGACGACAUCACAUGGGAGAAUUCCCAAUGUCGUUCCGGGAGUGGGCGAAGUAGAGCUAAAGGGGUGUGAGCAUGAAGAGGACUACGAAGAAGAUCAAGACAAUAUCGAACAGGACAACGAAGACGGUAAGAGAGACGAUGAGAGCGACGAAUUGGAGGACACCGGCAAGGGCGGCUGGAGCCCGCGAUUGGAGUCUAUCACAGAAGAGAUAUAG
Messenger RNA from Alternaria burnsii, 2913 nucleotides. Its product is annotated as tricarboxylate transport mitochondrial precursor. Gene Ontology annotation, molecular function: 3'-5' exonuclease activity; nucleic acid binding. Gene Ontology annotation, biological process: mitochondrial citrate transmembrane transport; nucleobase-containing compound metabolic process. The record is from RefSeq and is a predicted model, not a curated record. The transcript has 10 exons. Lineage: Eukaryota; Fungi; Ascomycota; Dothideomycetes; Pleosporales; Pleosporaceae. Bases 1 to 2913 code for a protein of 970 amino acids.